Hirsutella rhossiliensis is the source of this 3273-nucleotide messenger RNA. Its product is annotated as eIF-6 family domain-containing protein. Bases 1 to 3273 code for a protein of 1090 amino acids. Lineage: Eukaryota; Fungi; Ascomycota; Sordariomycetes; Hypocreales; Ophiocordycipitaceae. The transcript is spliced from 7 exons. The record is from RefSeq and is a predicted model, not a curated record. Gene Ontology annotation, molecular function: ribosomal large subunit binding. Gene Ontology annotation, biological process: maturation of LSU-rRNA; maturation of 5.8S rRNA; ribosomal subunit export from nucleus. Gene Ontology annotation, cellular component: cytosol; nucleolus; preribosome, large subunit precursor.
AUGCCGAGCUUUGUUGGUCGCCUGAGCAAGCCCAGCAACCGUUCGCAGCCCGCAAUUGCUGAGCAGCCGCUGUCCGUCUCUGGCCCGGGCUUGGGCGCUGGAAAUAGCGGUCCAGGCCUGCUAGCCGACUCGCCCGCCGAAGCAACCCCCCCGUCAGCCAACACGGCCCUCAGCUCCAGCGAGUCCUUUGUCGACGCGCUGCAAAACCUGGCAUCGCAACCGCCACCGCACCUCAACAAUCCACAGUCGGCGGGCCCCAGCCUCAAUCCCGUCCCGUUACUGAUCCCGUCGCUCGGCGUCGCUGCCGACGGCUCGUCGCCGGCCUUUAAUGGUCGCCAGCGGUUCCAGACGCCUCUCGAGCAGCAGCGGUCGCCGCCGCCGCCACUCCUCCACCUCGCAUCUCAGCGCCAGCAACCACAGCAACCACAGCAACUACAUCAAUACGACAGCGCCUCGGCCGACCGAGCCCCCGGCUCCGAAUUGUUCCAGCAGUCGUCGACGAUCACGGGCGCCCCCGAGAAGCGGUCGACACGCAAGCUCAUCAAGGGCAUUUUCUCCAGCUCGGCCCGCACCUCGCACGACCCCCCUCACCAGCACAAAUCCUCCCAGUCGCAUGGCUAUCAGAGCUCUUACGACGACACCGCAAGCCUAGCACGACGUUCGUCCAAGAGGGACUCCCGAAUCACUCUUCCCAACGCCACCAUCCGCUCGGUGCCCGGCGAGCAACUCGAGCUAUCGUCGUACGAAGACGACCGCUACCAGCCACCAGACCACCCCCCGCCUCAGCAGCAGCAGCCGCAGCAGCCACAACCCCUGCAACGUCGAGGAACACUGCACGUCCACGAGCACCAGAUCCUUCACGAACCCCAGGCACAGCAGACUGCGCCUUACGACCAGCACUUGCCACAGAGUCGUCCACAGGGGGUCCAGCAUCCGCACCUCCACCACUCAGGCCCGCACGAGCAAUUUUCCGAAUCACACAUUGUGUCCAGUCAUUCGUCGGCAGUGCUGCAGCAGCAAAACCCCGAGACCAUUUCCCAGCUUUCCUACGACUCGUUGAUUACCGAUUCGGACCAACCGUCUCUUCACCAGCAACACUCGGUCCAGACAUCGCCCGCAGACGCCUAUUCUGCCACCUUGGCCCAGGAGACGGCAUCCACGAUCCCAAAGCCGGCUCCGAUUCAGAAUCCCGAUAAUAACCAGCAGCCCGCCAUGGUUCCGCCUGGAGGCGUUCCCCCGCCGAACCGCAGGAUGGACGCCGAAAAGGCCCUGCGAGGGCAAGCCGAGCCGCCGCUCGGUCCAGCCACGGGUUAUCGCCAGGGCAGCAUAUCGACGAAUCCUAUGAGUCCUCUCCCGCCCACGCCUGGGCAGAACCUCGGCUAUCGAAGCGAUCGGGCGUCGCAGUACGAAGGCUCGGCGGGCGUCGACCAAGGUCGAGAUAGCCCUCAGCCAUCGAACCCCGAUCAGGAACUCAGCAUAGAGGUCAAGUUCAAAGAGCUACUGGUCAAGUACAAAAACGUCAAACGGCUCUAUUUCGACAACAAAUUCCACAUUACACAAUUGACUGGCCAGGUUGAGCAACUGCAAAAUGCCGUUGCCAAUCAGCGCAUGUCGCAGUCACGAACUGCUUGGGACGACAACGAGUACUCGACCAGGUUCAAUCGGCUCAACGGCGCCAUCAACAACCUGUCGUUCAACAUACGAAAGGACUGGCGCUGCCUGCCCCUCUGGCUCGAGAGCUUCGUCAGUGCCGAUGCGGUCAAGACAGGAAAGCAGGAAAUGACGGCGGUCGGGCGGGCUAUUGUGUCGAGAUGGAUCGUGGAGGAACUCUUCGACAAGUGUUUUCACCCCGGGCUGGAGCCGCAACUGAGCUGGCAGCUCAAGGAAAUUGAGCUCAGUAUCCGGGGCAACGCAUACACGAUGCACAGCCAGGAAGAGUUCGAUGCACUGACGACCAAGGUUGUCAACUGGAGAAUGGCCACCCUAGACGGGUUGCAGCAGAAGCUCAACUCACCUGAGAUGAGCGAGAACCGGGCGAAGCUGAUUAGCAGGGCCACCAAUAACCUGACAGCUUACCUCUACCAGCACCUGAACAACCCGCCGCCCCCGGGGGUGGAAGGCAGUACGUCGAUGAUCGCGGAGCUUGCCGUGGCGAUUGCAACGAACCUGCCGAUUGAAAGCCGGGACGUGGCCAUCAUGUAUCCUUUGCCCGGGGACGCGGUGCAGACCCACCUCAUGGAGAUUGAGAAGACGGGGCUGCCGACGCUGGACUCUCAGAAGUCGGAGGUUGAAGCAGUUGACGAAGAAGGGGAGGUGGAGCUGGAGGACGAGGCGGACAAGGACAAGGACAAGGGCGCGAGGGCUCGAGGAGACAAGAUCAAAGCCGGCUUCCCUAGGGACGCCGGCACGGUGCGGUUCGCAGGAUUCAUGGCGCUCGAAGUCAGAGGGCGUCAGGUGCUAAUGAAGGCUCCACGCACCGUCGAGAAGAACCUCUGCUUGAUACCCUCGGAAAACGUCGAGAGCUUUACAAACAUGGCUGUGCGAGCACAGUUUGAAAACUCCAACGAGGUCGGCGUCUUCGCCACGCUCACCAAUUCGUAUGCGCUCGUCGCCCUCGGUGCCAGCGAGAACUUCUACAGUGUCUUCGAGGCUGAACUGCAAGACAUCGUGCCCACUGUUCGGACAACCAUCGCCGGCACCCGCAUCAUCGGCCGCCUCACGGCUGGUAAUCGCAAGGGCCUCCUCGUCCCCACGUCCACCACGGACCAAGAGCUCCAGCACCUGCGCAACUCGCUGCCCGACUCGGUCCGCAUCCAGCGCAUUGAGGAGCGCCUAUCAGCCCUCGGCAACGUCAUUGCCACCAACGACCACAUCGCCCUGGUCCAUCCCGACCUCGAGCGCGAGACGGAGGAGAUCAUUGCCGACGUCCUCGGUGUCGAGGUCUUCCGCCAGACCAUCGCCGACAAUGUGCUCGUGGGGAGCUAUAUGAGCCUGUCCAACCAGGGCGGCCUGGUCCACCCCAAGACGAGCAUCCAGGACCAGGACGAGCUCUCCAGCUUGCUCCAGGUGCCGCUCGUGGCCGGCAGCGUCAACCGUGGCAGCAAUGUCGUCGGCGCCGGCAUGGUGGUCAACGACUGGCUCGCCGUCACCGGCCUCGACACGACCGCCACGGAACUCAGCGUCAUUGAGAGCGUCUUCCGGUUAGGAGAGGGCCAGGGCCCCAGCAAGAUCAACACGAGCAUGAAGGAUACCAUGGUGGAGAGUUUCUACUGA